Messenger RNA from Penicillium angulare, 582 nucleotides. RefSeq lists its product as uncharacterized. The transcript has 2 exons. Lineage: Eukaryota; Fungi; Ascomycota; Eurotiomycetes; Eurotiales; Aspergillaceae. The coding region runs from base 1 to 582 and encodes 193 amino acids. The record is from RefSeq and is a predicted model, not a curated record.
AUGGGUUUGGACCUUUAUACUAGCCUCAUCAAGUAUUCCUCGACGCAGCUGGCACAGGAAUUCGGUGACUUCCAGGCUGCUUGUUCGGACGUCAUGCCUCCUGGUGAAUACAUGUGGGGCGGAGGACAAGGCGACCUUCCGAUUCCAUUCCAAUACUGCUAUAGUAAGAAAGCUAUAGACUUCCUUUCCCCAUUUAUGCUGCAUUCCAUUAACACGUUUUCUAUUGCAGCUGAAGGAGAGAUUGAAUUCACUCAAGCCGAUGCCGAUGCAGCAAAUUGUCUUGUGAACCUUCACUACACGCAGGACGACGCGUGUAUUUCCAUAAAGGGAAGUAUGUGUGAAGAUGGAUAUGAUGGGAUGCUCCAAAAUGCGCGAAUGUCUUAUAUCUCAGGUCCUUAUCAAAUUUCAUCCGAUGAAAGUAUCUCCUUCCAAGGUGCUAUUAAUAAGAUGGUCGGCGCGAAAAUGAGGACCGACAAGACAAACGACGUCGCUCAUAUGCCCGCGGUCAGCCUUGUUUCAAAAACGAAUGGGGUUGGGAUGGUCGCAAUCUAUUUCCGCUAUAUUGGCGAGGACGAGUGUUGA